CGAGAGGCAAGAGGAGGUAGCGUAAAAUCCACAACCACAGGCCAGUCACACAGCAGACGCAGCACGAGGAGGUUGUGUUACUCCUCGCUACGCCGCUCCAUGACACCUGUCCCGGCGUGCACCUGAGUCGCCUUGAGUGUGUGAUCGUUUGUGCUUGUGACCCCCUCCGUCUGUUGGGACUUGCUACGAACCUUCAUCUCCUGCGCGUUUUUCAAGUUUUGCCAGACUUCACUGACUCGCUGGCUGAGCGAAAACUAAUAGAAGCGACAGGCAGAACAGCAGCAGCGAGGGGAAGGAAACCAUGGAUAUAAUUGACAGCACACUGGCGGACUUCGCUGAGAACGACCUGAAGGAACUGUGGGACUCCGACUACUAUGCGGACUCGCUGAGGGCUGCCCCGGGGAUGCACUGGCCAUACAAGGAGGCACUGAAGGUAGCAGGAGACGUGGACUGGACUGGGGUGCUUGAAGGAGGCGGCGGGGGAGGCACUGCAGGCGGCGGCGGCGGCAGCAAUAACAACAAUGGCGGCGGCGCUACAGGAGUGGUGCUCAAUGAUAGACUGAUGACUGAGGCUUCCCUGGGCGUCAUCUCACAGUUGAGCUCUCUUGGGGGCUUUGGGGGCUUUAGCAGUCUCUUGGCCUCCCACUCCCCGCUGGAACACACCCCCAGUACAGCAGAAGCGGACAAGACAGACGUCACUGACAGUACCGCCACACCCGCCGCCACUGACGCCGCUAGUCCCGUGGUGAAGGUUGAGCAUUCUUACAGCCUCGCCUCCGACAGCAGUCACCCACACUCUCCUUUGUCAGACCUUGAGAGUGAGUGCUUCCCCGCCAUCCCCAUAUCUGAAGCAGAGGGCAACGGCGCAGGCGGGGGCGUGACCACCACCACAACCACCACCACCACGACUACCGUCUCCACCACCAGAUUCACCACCAUUACGGACAGGAGCGCCACCAAUUCCAUCUCCAACACCACCACCACCGCCAGCGCUCCCAUCAGCAUCACCACUACCACCUCCACCAGCAGCGCCGCCUUCAGGAAGGCUAGCAAUGGGGGGUCCUCUGCCUCCUCCUCCUGCGCCUCCCAGUCAUCGGAGUGCGGGGCGUAUGACAUUCUCAGCACCCAUCCCAAUGCCCUGCUCGCCAUGCCCUCCCUCAAGACGAGCAUGGGCCUGGUUCGUCCCAGCGCCGUGGUGGUGACCCAGCGGAGCGGCACGGGGGUCGUUCACUCCUCCACCUCCAGAAUCGGCCUCUCUUCCCUCACCCUCAGACUCCCCUCGUCCGCCUCCACCGCGUCGACUUCCUCCACCUCCCCCACCUCCUCCUCCUCCUCUCCAUCCUCCUCCACAGACACAGGGUUCUAUUUGCCGCCCACGCCGCCCUCCUGUUCCAGCAGCGACAGUGAGUGCGGCAGCCAGUCACCCAUCCGCACGCCGCCACUCUACGAGACACUCACUCCACAGUUCUGCAACCCACGCAAGGUUGGCACGCGCACCUCCAUCUCCACCAGGAACCCCAUCAACACCCCGCUCAUCUCCACCCAGCCCAAAGGUGCCACUGGAGCGAUCAACUUGACGGAGGAAGAGAAGAGAACUUUGCUGUCAGAGGGCUACAACAUUCCCAGCCGCCUGCCGCUCACCAAGGCAGAGGAGAAGUCACUCAAGAAGAUCAGAAGAAAAAUAAAAAAUAAGAUCUCUGCGCAAGAGUCGCGGCGCAAGAAGAAAGAUUACAUGGAUGCCUUGGAACGCAAAGUUGAGAAGAUCAGCAACGAAAACCUGGAAUACAAGCGACGCAUCGAGCUGCUGCAGACGUCCAACUCGCAGUUGUUACUGGAGCUGCAGCAACUACAGUGCCUGGUGGAGCAGGACGAGAAGUAUCGCCUUAGGGCCUCGCCCAUCGCCACGUUGCUCUCCUGAACCUUGCAUUGCUUUGCGCCGCGGUCAAGCGGGCGCACCAGCGUGGCGUCCCAGACCGUGCUCUUCCCAGCUGUGAGUGAGAAAAGGUUCUUUCACCGCAAGUGCCUUCGUCUGCUAAGCCUCGUGGCAUUACCUGCGCAGCAGCUGUGCGUCCCCAGCGCGUGUGUCGAGGCGCCCCUCUUCCCUGAGGGGCGUGUCCACUUAGGCCUUAAGGUGUUGAACAGUUUUCAAGAGUUUAAUUUAAUGUUACUGUGCGUGUUAUAUACGGAGGAAGGGAAAUACACCACCUGUUGUGAUGAUUACAAUAUUGUAUGCAAUGAUUGGAAUGCUACAAACUCACGGGCUCCUUCCAUUGCCUUGCGGCGCAGCGCUGGAUGACGCUGAGGCUGAGGGGAGAAAAGGGAAGGGGAGGAUGAGUGUUAUGGGAGGAUGAGAGUGAGAGACGCAGCACAAGGAGUUAACGAACCGUCUUCUCGUGACCGCGAACCAGUCUGCGGCGCCAUGGAGGGAGCACGUGAGUUGUUGGGAAUCGUGACACACUGAGGUGUUCUUGAAGGACUUGAGACAUUCCUAUUUAUUUAGCUCAAUGAAGAUGAUGACCUGCGCCCCUCCCUUCCUCCCUCCCUCCCAGUGUGAGGCUCGAGGGCGUGAUGGAGGACCCGGCGAGGCAGAACUCUCAGCGUCACGAUUCCCGGUGCUGUGUUACGCAAUGCUAAGUAGUUUCACUAUAUUCAUUGUUACGUUGUCUUUGCAACUGGGAGGUUAAAGUGAGGCUCGCCAGGCCCCUGCGCUGGGGCGUCGGGCCCAAGGAUCUCCGCUUCAACAGACACACUGUCUGGCGCGAGCACUGAGGGGUCAGUCAUGUAGAAAUGUACAAAUCAUAUAUCUAUAAGAAAGAAACACUUAUUCCGAAGUACCAAAACCCUGGUUGAGGAUUCGUGGACCAAGCGGCGUGGGGCGGCCGCUCCCCCCCACCCGCACGCCUGCCGUGCCGUGCCGUCCACCUUAAAAGAUGUUCUAUUUCUGUACAAAGGAUUUUUGACACUUGUCAUGAUUGUAAAGUCAAUUUUUAUCAUUUUAUAGUUUAUUUUGAGGCUGGACAUUGUGGCGUGUCUGUUAGGUGUGAGUACAAUAUCACAGCAAACCGUCUGUAUUAUUUUUGGCCAAAGUGCAAUACUGAGCGUGUUUUGUCAAGGGCGGUGGCGGGGUGGCUGACGGGGAGGCCGCGGCAGGCUGUGAAGCCACGCGGCCGUGACACUGACACACCCUGCCUAAGAGUACCUCGCCCCGCCCCCUCACUAGAGUGAAAAAUACACAGAACAGACUGUUAA
Molecule: messenger RNA, 3249 nt
Organism: Portunus trituberculatus (swimming crab)
Lineage: Eukaryota; Metazoa; Arthropoda; Malacostraca; Decapoda; Portunidae
Product: cyclic AMP response element-binding protein A-like
Exons: 9
Coding region: 302-1918 (538 amino acids)
Biological process (GO): regulation of transcription by RNA polymerase II
Molecular function (GO): DNA-binding transcription factor activity, RNA polymerase II-specific; cAMP response element binding
Source: RefSeq, a predicted model, not a curated record